AUGUCGUCCUCCAGGAUUGGCGGGUUCGCCCUGACCAUCCCCAUCAUCUCAGUCGCCGUCGGAUCCCUUGGUUACGCCGCUUGGCGCAUCGACUGGCCUGCCUUGGUGCAGUCCUUUCUAACGGGCCCAGGCCGGACGUCACGGCUCCUGCUGCUAUUCUUCAUUGUCUUCAACUGGAAGACGCUCCCGCUUGCCUGGACUUACCGCAUCUUCUACGCCAUGCUCUACCACAUGGUCUUCCGCAAAGCACCAAGACUUGGCCCUCGUGCCCUGUUCAAGCCCAUGAUUUCCGAAACAAAAGCUCCGCUACUGGAGAUAGACUACAACAUUCACAAGUCCAACUCGACCUACUUCGCCGACCUCGAUAUUUCACGAACACACCUCUGCGCCUACCUGCUGCGGCCUGCCAUCCGCAACAUGUCCAACAACCAGAAGACGAGGCUUGUCCGUGACCCGCGCACCCGCGAGCCUGUUAAGGGCAACUUUGCCAUUGCACUGGGCUCCGUCAUGUGCAGCUUCAAGCGGGAGAUUUCUGCCUACCAGUCCUACGAGCUUUGGAGUCGGGUCGCUGCCUGGGACCGCAAGUGGCUAUACAUCGUCACCUAUUUCAUGCCCAAGGGCGCUGCCAGGCCUACCGAAUGGCUCGACCCCCGUUUCCGCCGCGUUCGCACCAGAGACCACAAAGACGCCACCAGCGGAUGGGAGAAGAAGAUUCACGCCACAGCCAUGAGCAAGUACGUUUUCAAGGUCGGCCGCUUUACCGUUCACCCCGCCAUCGUGCUCGCGGACGCCGGUCUGCUGCCUCCCAGACCCGGUGGAUGGCAGAGUGGUGAGAAUUAUGUGGGCGACGAAUCGGUGGACCUAAGCGACGUGGACUUGUCGGUUGAUGGCGAAUGGGACUGGCGCCGGGUCGAGGCCCAACGCCGCGAGGGCAUGAAGCUGGCAGCAAAGUUCCACGCCCUGGACGAACUCCACGAUACGUUUGACGGCGGCAACUACGGCGCCCUGGCCAGAUUCGGACCUGGCUAA
Molecule: messenger RNA, 1029 nt
Organism: Trichoderma citrinoviride
Lineage: Eukaryota; Fungi; Ascomycota; Sordariomycetes; Hypocreales; Hypocreaceae
Exons: 2
Coding region: 1-1029 (342 amino acids)
Source: RefSeq, a predicted model, not a curated record